CCUUAUCCAGUGGAUCUAUACUGACAUCUACUGGCGGUGAAGACAACAGCACGUCUGUGUCUCUACUAACGAAAGUGUUGACCAGAAUAAGCGCUGCACCUCCUGACAGACGAAGGGAGGUAAAACGACGCUGAAUGCUGCAGAUUGCACGAUGGAGUCCAGUGGAAAACCAUCAACUGCACAGAUUGUGGUUUUAGCCACUAGCUCUGCCCUGACUGCCAUCUUCUAUUCCAUUUACAGGGGCAGAGCUAAAACAGUUGCCAGUUUAAAGGAAGCAAAGAAAAUCUCCAUUGAUCAGGAUUUGAAAAACAUCCUGUCUGAAACCCCCGGCAGAUGUGUCCCAUAUGCUGUCAUAGAAGGUGUGGUGCGAUCUGUAAAGGAAACUCUCAACAGCCAGUUUGUUGAAAACUGUAAAGGCGUCAUUGAGAGGCUGACGCUGAAGGAGGAGAAGAUGGUUUGGAAUCGUACCACUCACCUUUGGAACAGCACAGAGAAAGUCAUUCACCAGCGCACCAACACGGUUCCAUUCGCUCUUGGGUCUCACGAUGAAGACAUUGCAGCAUCAGUUCGGGUUAUACGACCAUUAGAUGCUGGCGAGUUGGACCUGGAGACCACCUACGAGAACUUCCAUCCCACAGUUCAGUCCUUGUCUAACGUCAUUGGCCACUUCAUCAGCGGAGAGCGACCGAAGGGCAUUCAUGAAACAGAGGAGAUGCUACGAGUGGGAGAAAGUGUCACAGGAGUGGGAGAGCUGGUCCUGGACAACAACCUGAUCAAGCUCCAGCCUCCUAAACCAGGUUUCUGUUAUUUCCUCACUCGGCUGGACUAUGAGUCUCUCCUCAAGAAGCAGGUGAGCAGCGUCAGACUGUGGAGGGUUCUGACCCUCGUGUUCGGGGUCGCUGCCUGCUCCAUGCUCCUCUUCAUCCUGUGGAAGCGCUACCUUCACUCCAAACAGAGCAAGAGGAAGAAAAACAUGCUGGAGGAGUUCAAGGAGCAUCAGAGGAAACGUAUGCGUGAACUCAACAUAGCGGAAAGCAGCGUGUCACCCAGCAGCUGCACUGUGUGUCUGAGCCGUGAACGCUCCUGCGUGUUUCUAGAGUGUGGUCAUGUGUGUGCCUGCAUGCAGUGCUACGAAGCCCUGCCAGAGCCAAAGAAAUGCCCCAUCUGCAGGGCAGCUAUUGACCGGGUGGUGCCUCUGUACAACAGUUAAUGUGUGGAAGCUGAUUCAGCAUCACAAUAAACCUGAAAAUAUCAUUUGAAAGCAGUUCUUUCAGGCUUGAAAAAGAGCAGUUUUUAUUUUUACUCAUACAGAUAAAUACUGGCUGUCUCUGUGCUGAAUCAUGUUGUAGUCAAAUGAUCAAAUUCAUAAACAAAUGAAUAUUGAUUGAGAAAUUUGUGUCAUCUUGAGAGAAGAAAAGAGACUCUGAAUUGCUAUUGAUUCAAGAAGUGUUUAGCUGCACUUCCAGGCAGCAAUUAAUCAGAGGAGUUGAGAACAUUUCUGACACUGUUUUGAAUACUUCAUCACGUUUGGUACAGUCUGGUGAUAAAAUAAAGCUUAAUGUACACUUGUUGGUGUCCAGCUUCUGCUCUUCAUGCUCAAAUAAACUCACUACUGUUUCUUUAAAGUUU
Messenger RNA from Melanotaenia boesemani (Boeseman's rainbowfish), 1629 nucleotides. It is a transcript of the gene mul1, whose product is annotated as mitochondrial E3 ubiquitin protein ligase 1b. The record is from RefSeq and is a predicted model, not a curated record. Gene Ontology annotation, cellular component: mitochondrion. Gene Ontology annotation, biological process: organelle organization; protein ubiquitination. NCBI's taxonomy places the organism in Eukaryota, Metazoa, Chordata, Actinopteri, Atheriniformes, Melanotaeniidae. Gene Ontology annotation, molecular function: ubiquitin-protein transferase activity. Bases 152 to 1210 code for a protein of 352 amino acids. The transcript has 5 exons.